This is a messenger RNA of Pyrus x bretschneideri (Chinese white pear), 3153 nucleotides long. Its product is annotated as LRR receptor-like serine/threonine-protein kinase HSL2. NCBI's taxonomy places the organism in Eukaryota, Viridiplantae, Streptophyta, Magnoliopsida, Rosales, Rosaceae. The record is from RefSeq and is a predicted model, not a curated record. Gene Ontology annotation, molecular function: protein binding; ATP binding; protein kinase activity. Gene Ontology annotation, cellular component: plasma membrane. The transcript has 2 exons. Gene Ontology annotation, biological process: protein phosphorylation. The coding region runs from base 1 to 2973 and encodes 990 amino acids.
AUGACGCAAUUAGCAGCUGUAAAGCCCGUUUUAGUAUUAUUUUCCGCACUGUUAUGCGUUUUAACAGUCGCUGCCUCUUUGGCCGGCGAUACUCAGCACUUGAUUCAGGUCAAGGCCCAACUGUCCGACCCGGACGGAAAUCUCGACGACUGGGUCCCGAGCACGGAUCCCAAUCCAUGCAACUGGACGGGAAUUACAUGCGACCCGAAGAACCACUCUGUUCUUGCUGUAAACUUAUCCGGGUUUAACGUUUCCGGCGGGUUUCCGUUCGGGUUUUGUAGCAUUCGGACCCUCCAGAACCUCUCUCUGUCCGUCAACUCCAUCAGCGGCUCUCUCCAAACCCACACCCUCUCUCUCUGCUCCCACCUCCAUGUUCUCGAGCUCGACAACAACCUCUUCGUCGGAUCAUUGCCGGAGUUUCAGCCGGAGUUCACCGACUUGCGAAUCCUGAACUUUAUGGACAACAACUUCACAGGCGACAUUCCGGCGAGUUUCGGCCGGUUUCCCGCUUUGCAAGUCCUGAUGCUCUCCGGGAACUUUCUCACCGGCGCAAUCCCCAAGUUCUUGGGCAAUCUCAGUGAGUUGACUCGUUUGGAACUCGCUAUCAAUCCAUUGAUGUCCGGCGAGCUACCUUCCGAAAUCGGAAACUUGACGAAGCUCCAGAACCUCUUCGCCCCCCAAUGCAACCUCAGAGGCCGUAUACCGGACUCCAUCGGAAACCUGGCGUCCCUUACGAACCUCGAUUUGUCCACGAAUUCGCUAUCCGGUCCGAUUCCGGCGAGCAUCGGCGGAUUGGCAAGCGUGACGCAGAUCGAGCUAUUCACAAACCAGAUGUUCGGCGAACUGCCCGAGAGCAUCGGAAACCUGACUUUUCUCCAGAACUUAGAUCUCUCUAUGAACGGCUUCACCGGAAAAUUCCCAGAAAAAAUUGCACGAUUGCAUUUGGAGUCUCUGAAUCUCAACGACAAUUUCUUCUCCGGCGAGCUUCCUCCGAUCUUGGCUUCCAAUCCCAACUUGCACCAGUUCAAAAUCUUCAACAACAGCUUCUCCGGCUCCCUCCCGGAAAAUCUCGGUCGAUAUUCCGAUUUGGCAGACCUCGACGUUUCGACGAACAAGUUUUCCGGCGAGCUGCCGAAGUUCCUCUGUUACCGGAAAAAGCUCUGGAAUUUGAUAGUUAUGGAGAACCAGUUCUCCGGAAAUUUACCCGAUACGUUAAACGAGUGUCAUUCUCUGGAAUACGUUCGAAUCGAAUUCAAUGAGCUCGACGGCGUCGUUUCGGGCAAGUUUUGGGGUCUGCCUGGGCUAUAUUUCCUGACAAUGAAUAACAACAGAUUCAACGGCAGCGUCUCUCCGUCCAUUUCGGCGGCUACGAGAUUCUCGACGCUUACGAUCUCCAGCAAUGAAUUUUCCGGCGUGCUUCCGUCGGCGAUUUGUAAGCUUACGAACCUCUCGACCCUCGACGUGAGCGACAACCAAUUCUCCGGUGACUUGCCGUCGUGCAUGACGGAGCUGAAUAUUUUGCAGAAGCUAAAAAUGGAGGAGAACAUGUUCUCCGGUCAGAUUCCGAGUUCAGUGAGUUCGUGGACCCAGUUGACGGAGCUGAACCUAUCUCACAAUCGCUUAUCGGGUCGGAUCCCACCGCAACUCGGCUACUUGCCGGUAUUGAAUUACUUGGAUCUCUCGGUAAAUUUACUCACCGGUGAGCUUCCGGCCGAGUUGACCAAGCUCAGGCUCAAUCAGUUCAACGUCUCGAAUAAUAAACUGUACGGAAAAAUACCUACCGGUUUCGAUUACAGUCCCUUCAGCUCGGGUCUACUGGGUAACCCGAACUUGUGCAGUCCGGAUCUGGAGCACUUCCCAACCUGCUCCAAACCCAAAUCUCCUACCCCAAUUUUGAUAGUCAUUUUAUCCGUGUGCGUUGUGCUGGUCGUCGGGUCGGUUCUUUCGUUUUUGAAAUAUCGAUCCAAAGCACUUGGCGGUAAAACGAAGCGGCUCUACAGGCUCACCACAUUCCAACGGGUCGGGUUUAACGAAGAGGAGGUGAUGCAAUCAUUAACGGAGGAGAAUCUGAUUGCAACGGGUGGGUCGGGUCAUGUGUACAAAGUGCAACUGAAGACGGGGCAGACCGUGGCGGUUAAGAAGCUAUGGGGCGGGGCAAGAAAACCCGAAACUGAAUCCGUUUUUAGCUCCGAGGUGGAGACGUUGGGUCGGAUCCGACAUGGCAAUAUUGUAAAAUUGGUGUUUUGUUGUAGUGGUGAGGAAAGUAGAAUUUUGGGUUAUGAGUACAUGGAGAAUGGAAGCUUAGGUGAUUGUUUGCAUGGAGAAAAAGUUGGGCCUUUGGAGGAUUGGGCCAAAAGAUUCAACAUCGCCGUCGGGUCGGCCUACGGCUUGGCCUACCUCCACCACGACUGUGCUCCGCCCAUCGUUCACCGGGACGUGAAGAGUAAUAACAUACUGUUGGACGAGGACUGGACCCCACGGGUGGCGGAUUUCGGACUCGCCAAGACUUUGCAGCGUGACAUGGCGGCCGGAUGUGGUACCAUGUCACAGAUUGCUGGGUCCUACGGUUAUAUCGCUCCGGAGUACGCAUACACUCUUAAAGUCACUGAGAAGAGUGAUGUCUACAGCUUCGGUGUGGUGCUGUUGGAACUGAUAACCGGCAAGAGUCCGAAUGACGCGUCCUUUGGUGAGAACACAGACAUUGUCAAGUGGGUUAGAGAGGCUGCCAUGUCUACUCCUGAAGGAGAAGAAGAAGGCAGCAAUGACGGCGGUUUCUGCGGCGCCAAUCUCUGCCAGAUAAUCGAUCCAAGGAUUGAUCCGUCGACAUGCAAUUACGAAGAGAUUGAGAAGGUUUUGAAGGUGGCUCUUCUUUGUACCUCUGCAUUCCCAAUCAACAGGCCCUCCAUGAGAAGGGUGGUUGAAUUGCUUAGAGAUCAGAAACCAUCUCGACCGUCCAAAAUGAGAAGCCUUUGAUUCGUUGUUGCAUAGCUCAGUAACUCAGUCUAUGUGGAAAUUUUCAGCAAUCAUUGUGAUAAGUGUAGUACCGGACUGGUGGAUCAAAAAUUAUUCACCCUGGUUUAGAUUAUGGGUCGUUUUCAGCAGUUAUAAUGUAUGAACUAGAAAAAAGAAAGAUCACAUAUUUAUUUUUAUCAA